This is a messenger RNA of Microplitis mediator, 1919 nucleotides long. RefSeq lists its product as uncharacterized. The record is from RefSeq and is a predicted model, not a curated record. Bases 218 to 1378 code for a protein of 386 amino acids. The transcript is spliced from 7 exons. Lineage: Eukaryota; Metazoa; Arthropoda; Insecta; Hymenoptera; Braconidae. Gene Ontology annotation, biological process: apoptotic process.
CUUUUGCCGGUAGGUUGCGCUUCUUCUUUUUGAAAGUGUUGCCCUCUAUUUAAUAAAUUGUGAUAUGGUGUAAACAUAAAUUCUUACAGACAUUGAGAGUUUUCUAGCCUUUCUUUCUUCUUAUUCGUGACAUCUUAAAAAAAUUAAGUUCUAGACAAAACGAUUAUAUUAUUUAAAUUCAUUUCAUUUUGUUUCAUUUCUAUUAAAGCUUGCUGAAAUGCCGCUUUUCAAAGUUCGGACUUAUAACCAUCCCAAAAAAGUUUGCAUCGAAGCUGAGAGCAUAGCUGGCCUAAUAUCCAAAGCUAUUAUCAAACUGAAAAUCACAACAAAUGAGGAGUUUCAGAUAUACUUGGAGGAUGGAACUGAAGUUGAUGAAGAUGAUAUUUUACUACAAUUAGCUACUAACUCUAACUUGAUCAAUAUACUGGUUAUUUUGCCAGUAGGGUUAGAGUGGAAUGAUUCUUUUUCUAAUCCGUUAGCAAAUUCUUCAGCUACUUCAUCAAACAGCUCAUCAUCAUCUAGAUCCAAUGGUAAAGAAGCUGAACGCGAUAAGACUGAGGUUAAUGUUAACAUUAAUCGAAAUAAAUUAGAAUUGGAAUUCCAUUCAACAUUACUUCCCAAAUUUCCAACCAGAUUGUUGGACGCAUGUAAGAAAGGUAAAGUUCCUUUAACCAAAGACCGAAAAGACAUGGUUGCAAUUGUAGCCACAUACAUGCUCCAAGAUCUUAAGGAUUCCAGUCGGGGCACUGCAUUAACUAUUAGCCGUAAACUUGUAAAAUUAUAUCCUGAUUCAUUUGAGGACAAAAUUAAUGGCAAAAGAUUAGGAUCCGGUGAAGGAUCACUUAGCAAACAAAUUUAUCAGGCUGUUAAUACUAGGAAAUCAGUUAAAAAAAGAAUAAUUAAUGAAGUCGAAACAGAAGGUGAGAAUCUGCCAGCACCUCAUCGAGAUAUUGGAUUUUAUGGGUGUGUAGAUUCUCUACCAACUUUACCUGCAUCAGAUUCUGUAGACGUCCAAGAAGGAAAGAGGAUAAAGUUAGUUGAUGUUUUUAAAAAUCCAAGUACAGAAUCAUUUGACAUGGUCAAAUUGAUGGACGAGACAUUCUCAUUACUUCGCUCGCACAUAAACGAUAAUACUGGAUCGAUAAACCCAGAAUUAUUUGAUAACUGGCCGUACUUAAAAAGCCGCGAAGUAUUAUUAAGUCAUGCAUCCAGGCUUUUGGGUAUACAAGUGCGUGAAACUUGGGAUGCACAGUUAAAUGCUAAAUAUACUUCGAUAUUGGAGUUUGUUCAAUCCUGGGAUACGGUUCGAAAUUUUAAAUUAAGAAAAACUAAAACGAAAAAUACUGAAUCUGGCAGUUCUAAACCUUCUGCGGACUAAUUAAAAAUGCAAGAGAAAUAGCAGCAACACAAAAUAAUGAUGCGCCUUUGAUAAAUAUAGUGUUUCCUAUCAUCGCAAAAUGGUUUAAAGAAGAUGUUGACCUUUUAUUUUUAACAAUUGACCAAGAUGACGAUGAUUUAGCUCUAUGUGCUAAAGCAAAAAGCUUAUGUCCUACUUUAUUAGUGAAAGGAACAUCUAUUCAUGAUAUUAAUUUAAAAAUGUUUGUAAUUCUUGAAAAGAAAAUCAUUGUCCCAGUUGCUGGAAAAUUCAAUGACGGAAUUUUAACAAUAAUGAUGUUCUACUUCAUAUUGGGAUACUCUUAUCCAGAAAAAAUUGCAAACACACUGGAAACAAUUCAACGAUUUUUCAUGAACGUCAAUCCACCGACAGGCUCCAAAUCCCAAAGAACUCAUGAUGGGAAGAAAAAACGAAUUACGCCGUAUAGCCCGAAAGUUCUCUCUUUGGCAAAAGAGAUUGAAAAUAUAAUACCAGAAGCUACCAGUACUGAGGAAGAAUAAAGGAUUCGUAUUGCGUAGUAGUU